AUGCCAUUGUCACGUUCCCUGUCCAUGACGUCUCUGAGCGGGCUACUGCCGGCCUGGGAGGAGGACAAGCUGCCUGUAGAGGACCUGCUGCUCUUUGAGGUGGCCUGGGAGGUCACCAACAAAGUUGGAGGAAUCUAUACAGUGAUUCAGACCAAAGCCAAGAUCACAGUGGAUGAAUGGGGUGAGAACUACUUUAUGAUGGGACCCUACUUUGAACACAACUUUAAGACCCAGGUGGAGGGCUGCGAGCCACCAAACCCCGCCAUCAGGAAGGCCAUGGACGCUCUCAUACACAACGGUUGCCAGGUUCAUUUUGGCCGCUGGCUGAUCGAGGGCAGUCCCUAUGUGAUCCUGUUUGACAUUGGCUCUGCAGCCUGGAAUCUGGACCGCUGGAAGGGGGACCUGUGGCACACCUGCAACGUUGGCCUGCCCUACCACGACAGAGAGGCCAAUGACUCGCUCAUCCUGGGCUCCCUGAUCGCCUGGUUCUUCAAAGAGUUAACAGAUCAGCUGGGAGACAAACCAAAUGUCAUUGGUCAUUUCCAUGAGUGGCAGGCUGGUCUAGGGCUUAUUCUCUCUCGCUUCCGUAAGAUUCCCAUGGCAACAGUCUUCACUACACACGCCACCCUGUUGGGACGAUACCUCUGUGCUGGGAAUGCCGACUUUUACAACAACCUGGACAAGUUCGACAUUGACAAGGAGGCGGGUGAGAGACAGAUCUAUCAUCGUUACUGCCUGGAGAGAGCAGCGGUCCACUGUGCUCAUGUCUUCACCACAGUCUCCCAGAUCACUGCUGUGGAAGCUAACCACAUGCUUCACAGGAAGCCAGAUGUGGUGACGCCUAACGGUCUGAAUGUGAAGAAGUUCUCGGCCAUGCAUGAGUUUCAGAACCUGCACUCCACCAGCAAGGUCCGCAUCCAGGAAUUUGUCAGAGGACACUUCUAUGGUCACCUGGACUUCAACCUGGAAAAGACCCUCUUCUUCUUCAUUGCUGGACGCUAUGAGUUUUCCAACAAGGGAGCUGAUAUUUUUCUUGAAUCACUGUCCAGACUCAACUACCUCCUGCGGGUCCACAGAAAUGAUGUGACGGUGGUAGUUUUCUUCAUCAUGCCAGCUAAAACUAACAACUUCAAUGUUGAGUCACUGAAGGGGCAAGCAGUACGCAAACAGCUCUGGGAUACAGCUCACACUGUGAAGGAGAAGUUUGGCAAAAAGCUGUAUGAUGCUCUGUUAAAAGGGCAGAUCCCUGACAUGAACUCCAUUCUGGACCAGGACGACUUCACCAUUAUGAAGAGAGCUAUCUAUGCCACUCAGAGACACAGCCUCCCUCCAGUGACCACUCACAACAUGCUGGACGACUUAACAGAUCCCAUCCUGUCCAACAUCAGACGCAUUGGCCUUUUCAACUCCAGGAAUGACCGCGUAAAGGUUAUCUUUCACCCUGAGUUCCUGUCCUCCACCAGUCCUCUGCUGCCAAUGGACUAUGAGGAUUUUGUUCGUGGCUGUAACCUUGGAGUUUUCCCCUCCUACUAUGAACCGUGGGGAUACACACCUGGUGAAUGUACUGUAAUGGGCAUUCCCAGUGUGACCACCAACUUGUCAGGUUUCGGCUGCUUCAUGGAGGAGCAUGUCUCAGACCCUGCUGCCUAUGGUAUUUACAUCGUGGACCGGCGGUUUCAGUCGGCCGAGGAGUCCUGCAACCAGCUGACCCAGUUCAUGUUCAGUUUCUGCCAGCAGUCUCGGCGCCAGCGCAUCAUCCAGCGGAACCGGACUGAAAGGCUGUCUGACCUGCUGGACUGGAGAUACCUGGGACGGUUCUAUAUACAUGCCCGCCAUCUCGCACUUAGCAGAGCUUUCCCAGACAAAUUCAAGAUGGACCCCAUGGCCCCUCUGAAGACAGAGGGUUUCCGUUACCCCAGGCCCUACUCGGUGCCCCCCUCUCCCUCUGCCUCCCUCCACUCCACCCCCCACCACAGUGAUGUGGAGGACGAUGAUGACGAUGAGCCCUACGAUGAAGAUGAGGAGGCUGAGAAGGACCGGCUGAAUAUCAAGGCUCCAUUUGUGCUGGGUGCUGUGCCAGAGGGCAAAAAAAAGCAACCAGGAGAGUCAGGAAACUGA
Messenger RNA from Chelmon rostratus (copperband butterflyfish), 2118 nucleotides. RefSeq names its product glycogen synthase 2 (gene gys2). Gene Ontology annotation, molecular function: alpha-1,4-glucan glucosyltransferase (UDP-glucose donor) activity. The record is from RefSeq and is a predicted model, not a curated record. Gene Ontology annotation, biological process: glycogen biosynthetic process. Gene Ontology annotation, cellular component: cytoplasm. Bases 1 to 2118 code for a protein of 705 amino acids. The transcript has 16 exons. Lineage: Eukaryota; Metazoa; Chordata; Actinopteri; Chaetodontiformes; Chaetodontidae.